Fusarium sp. VM40 is the source of this 1611-nucleotide messenger RNA. The record is from the annotation of a GenBank genome assembly. Lineage: Eukaryota; Fungi; Ascomycota; Sordariomycetes; Hypocreales; Nectriaceae.
AUGGCGAGCACACAACCAGAAGCCGUGCCAAAUGGCAACUCUCAGCAACUCAACAAGAGGCCAAACCAGCAGAGCAAUCGCCAAUGGAAGCAAAAGAAGACCAAGAGAGAAAAGAACAUCACUGAGGGGUCGUCCGAGGAAGUCCUCAAGUACGAUAUUGAAGCCCUGCUUAAGGAACGGGCUAUUGAGUAUGGCGAGGGAACAGAGCAUGGACCGGAAGUUCUCCCUGAAGAGGGCACUGAGACAGAUGUUGAGGUUCUGGAACUCUCGUCAACAGGAGAGGGCCUUGCUAUGAAAGCUGGCUCAAACCAGGUCUAUGUCGUAUCUUUCACGGUGCCUGGCGACACCGCAAGAGUCAAGGUCUUCCGCCAUCUUCCUCGUGGCAACCAAACCCUCGCCGACUUCAUCUCAAUUACAAAACCCUCUCCUCUACGCGACGACGCCCGCAUCAGCUGCAAGUACUUCGCCUCCUGUGGCGGCUGCCAGUUCCAGAUGCUUGAGUACCCCGAGCAGCUCAAGCUCAAGAAGCGCAUUGUCGAAAAGGCUUUCAAGAACUUCUCUAACCUCGAUCCCAACAUCGUCCCCGCUGUUCAGGACACUAUGGGUAGCCCCUUGCAGUACAGCUACCGCACCAAGCUGACGCCUCACUUCGACGGACCUCCUGGAUUCCGCCCUAGCAAGAGGGGAAAGAACCCUAGAAUCCCCUUUGAGAAGUGCCCUGAUAUUGGAUUCAUGCAAAAGGGUCGCCGGAAGGUUCUUGACAUUGAGGAUUGCCCUAUUGGAACCAAUGCUGUGCGUCUUGGUAUGACCCGCGAGCGCGAGCGCAUGCAGAAGGAGUUCGCGAACUACCAACGCGGUGCUACGAUUCUGCUCCGCGAAGACACUAAGCGUGUGCCCAAAGACAGCGAAGAAGCCAGUAGCAAUACACCCCCUUACACUGUUCGUGUCGAUAACGAAGAUACGGUCGACAUCAAGUCCUGCAUCACCGACUCCAAGGCCACCACAACCGAAUACAUCGGUCCUUACACUUUCACCAACCCAGCAGGCUCUUUCUUCCAAAACAACAACUCUAUCCUUCCAUCAUUUACCAGUUUCGUCCGCGACAACAUCCUCCCACCCGCUGGUACGGGCAUGGAUAUCAGGUACCUCAUUGACGCUUACUCGGGCUCCGGUCUCUUCACUGUCACUCUCGCCUCGCUCUUCCAGCACUCGAUCGGCAUUGACAUUGCCGCUGACUCUAUCGCCUAUGCAAGCCGCAAUGCCGCCCUGAAUGGCAUGGGCGAGGAUCGCUGCAAGUUCAUCGCCGCCGAUGCUGGUGAACUCUUCAAGAGCGUUACAUACAACCGCGACGAAACCGUCGUUGUUCUCGACCCGCCCCGCAAGGGUUGCGAUGCCGAUUUCCUGAACCAGCUACGUAAAUUUGGGCCUCGACGAGUACUGUAUGUCAGCUGUAACGUGCAUACACAAGCUAGAGAUGUUGGCGUCCUGGUGCGCGGCGAAGGAGAGGGAGAGAGGUACGGGAUUGAGAGCCUUCGGGGUUUUGAUUUCUUCCCCCAGACAGGUCACGUAGAGGGCGUUGCGAUUCUCAACAGGGUUGAUACCAAGGCAUAA